UGCAAAGGAGCAGAGCAGCGGCGGAGAGAGACAGAGGAUGAGGCCGAACGCGGGGAGGCGCGGCCGGGCGCUGUGGCUGCAGAGAAACAGACUCCAGAUGGAUGUAAAUAUCCUGAAUUGAUUCUGAAACAUUCUCUGGAUAGAGAAGAGCACAAUGUCCAUCAGUUGGUCCUCACAGCUGUGGACGGUGGGGACCCUCCCCAAAGUGGCACCAUCCAGAUUGGAAUCCAAGUCACUGAUGCCAAUGACAACCCUCCAGUGUUCAGUCAGGUUUUGUAUAGGGUCACCCUGCGGGAAAACGUGCCUCUGGGAUUCUCAGUGCUUCAAGUGAUGGCCACCGACAGAGAUGAGGGCACCAAUGCGGACAUCAUCUACUCCUUUCAUAAUGUGGACGAGCGAGUGGAACACAUUUUUAACUUAGAUAAAAGAACAGGAGAAAUCACAACGAAGGAUGAUUUGGAUUUCGAAAUUGCUAAUAGCUACACUCUGAGUAUAGAAGCCAAAGAUCCUGGAGAUCUAGCAGCCCAUUGUAUUAUACAAAUUGAAAUUCUCGAUGAGAACGAUUGUGCACCUGAAGUGAUUGUGACUUCAGCAUAUACUCCCCUACCAGAGGAUUCACCGCCAGGAACAGUGAUAGCCUUGAUAAAAACUAGAGACAGAGAUUCUGGAGAAAAUGGAGAAGUUUACUGCCACGUGUUGGGAAAUGCUGAGUUUAUAUUGAAAUCUUCCUCGAAGAACUACUACAAGUUAGUGACAGACAGAACCCUGGACCGGGAGGAGAUCCCAGAAUACAAUGUCACCAUCAUGGCAACUGACAGGGGCAAGCCGCCCCUCUCCUCCAGCAUAAGUAUCACCCUACACAUCUCCGAUGUCAACGACAACGCCCCAGUUUUCCAACAGUCCGCCUACCUGGUCCAUGUGCCAGAAAACAAUCAGCCUGGAGCCUCCAUCGCUCGAGUCAGUGCCUCCGACCCGGACUUGGGUCCCAACGGCAGCGUCGAGGAGUGA
Molecule: messenger RNA, 1008 nt
Organism: Galeopterus variegatus (Sunda flying lemur)
Lineage: Eukaryota; Metazoa; Chordata; Mammalia; Dermoptera; Cynocephalidae
Product: protocadherin gamma-B2-like
Exons: 2
Biological process (GO): homophilic cell-cell adhesion
Cellular component (GO): plasma membrane
Molecular function (GO): calcium ion binding
Source: RefSeq, a predicted model, not a curated record